Molecule: messenger RNA, 1775 nt
Organism: Polypterus senegalus (gray bichir)
Lineage: Eukaryota; Metazoa; Chordata; Cladistia; Polypteriformes; Polypteridae
Gene: oscp1b
Product: organic solute carrier partner 1b
Exons: 10
Coding region: 147-1292 (381 amino acids)
Biological process (GO): transport
Cellular component (GO): cytoplasm; plasma membrane
Source: RefSeq, a predicted model, not a curated record
CAACCGAGCAGAGGCUUAGCGACGCCUUCGUCUUUUGGUUGGCAACGAGGGAAGGUACAUCGCGAAAAUAGAAAGAACAUAUCAAGUAUUUUGAAAUACCUUCACAAGGAGUUAUUAUUUAAAAUUGGAUAUACAACGUGAACAGAAUGUCGAUGCGGACGCUGCCAUUGCUUUUUAUUAAUCUUGGCGGGGAAAUGCUUUAUAUCCUUGACCAACGUCUGAGAGCGCAAAACAUUCCAGGCGAUAAAGCUAAGAAAGUUAUGAAUGACAUCAUUACAACAAUGUUCAAUAAGAAGUUUAUGGAAGAGCUCUUCAAACCUCAGGAACUUUACUCCAAAAAGGCCUUGAGAACUGUAUUUGAUCGACUUGCCCAUGCCUCUAUAAUGAGGCUUAAUCAAGCCAGCAUGGAUAAGCUAUAUGAUCUGAUGACAAUGGCAUUUAAGUAUCAAGUGCUCCUCUGCCCUCGUCCAAAAGACAUUUUAUUGGUCUCAUUUAAUCAUAUGGAUGCAAUUAAAGAGUUUAUAAGAGAUUCUCCAAGCAUACUUAAUCAAGUGGAUGAAACAUUCCGUCAGCUGAUUGAGAUCUAUAGCUGUUUGCCAGCGGGAGAGUUUCAGCUCAUUAGACAAACUUUGCUCAUCUUUUUUCAGGAUAUGCACAUAAGAGUAUCAAUAUUUCUUAAGGAUAAAGUACAGAAUUCAAAUGGACGCUUUGUCUUGCCAACUUCAGGUCCAGUUCCAUGUGGUACAGAGAUCCCAGGUCUUAUCAGAAUAUUUAACUGCAAUGGAGAGGAAUUAAAAAGAACAGAGUUUCCAAGUGGUGGACACUACACUAGCUCCCUUCGAGAAGGAUCUUUUGAUUUAUAUGGAGACAGAGUAAUAAAACUAGGAACAAACAUGUACAGUGUCAGUCGUCCAGUUGAAACACACAUGUCAGGGACAUCUAAGAAUUCUGCUUCACAUACUAAGGAAAAUGCAUCUCCUAACCCACUGGCAAAAGAAGAAUUAAACCUAUUGGCUCGUCUGCUUGGAGGUCUCGACAUAAAGAAACCUGUUGAUGUUGACCCUGGAUUCAGAGUAAAUCUUUUUGCUACAGAUGAAGAAGAGCAAGAAGCAGCGGUUCUGAGGCCCCCAGAACUUUCAUAUCAAGUUAUUAAUAUUCAGGCUACACAAGACCAACAAACAAAUGAUAUGUUGGCUCGUAUAAUGGGAGAAUUUAAGGAAGACGGUCAGGCCAGCCAGAGUAUGCUUAGCAAAGGUGAUGACUUGCUGGCCAUGAUGGAUGGACUUGAAUAAUAACAAUAUUAAGUCUUUGAAUGGAGGACUUGGCCUUUGACGAAUAAAACAUCAAUGUAUGAAGUGAUCAGCUACAGACUGUGUCACUGGAGCCUGUUGAAAAGAACCAUACAGAAGCUUCACAGAUUAUACAUGUCAAUUUGUGUGAGAGUGUGCUUUUGUGUGAAAGUUUUGGAUAGAUUGCUUAAAUUGCUGCUGUUUUGUAUAUUCUGUAUAUUUAAAGCACAUAUUUAAAGACACAGUAAUGUACUGAACAUUGCCAUGACACAAGUUUUAAAAUGGGCUCAGAUAUUUCGUCGUGUAUAUACUGUACCUUAUGUGUAUUAAUAACGGAGAACAUGCCUUUGGUAAUGGAGCUCACCAAAGUGUUGUCCCUCUAUAUUUAUUUGUUUCUUUUUAUGUAAAUGCACUGAUAUACUGUAACUGAUGUAAACUAUGCUUGAAACUGUACAGUCAGCAGAACAUUAAAUUUACUUGAUCUAA